AUGAAUAAAUCAGCAGAGAUCAGCCACGACCACGACCACCACCACGGCGGCGGCGGCGGACAUGCCAAUGUCAGUUCGCAAUCCCUGGAGGUACAUCUGUCUCACGCUGGACUCCUGCCAAGCCACGCGUACCUUGGUGCUUACUUAUUUCUCCUGGGGGUAUGGUGGUCCCUCUCGGUACUUCGUGGGCAAUUUACAAAGGCAGCAAGUCUAACUGGAUCCCGGUCCUCAAGUCUGACCUUCACUGGCAAGUGUGGCCUUUGCAGGAGCCAAGUUCUCGAGGGUCUCAUCAAGGCUGCCGCCUGCCUCGUAGGCAUCAUUGUGGAAACGGCCUGCGUCCACACCCUCGGUCGUCCAUACUACUACUCCUAUCCCACCGUCUAUGGUGGUUUCUUCCUCGCAGCCCUCACAGACAUCAUCAGUGGGACAGGCAUUGUGCUGCCAGAGGGUAUGGACUACACCGCGAACGCGCUAGCAUUUGCCAACCUAGGGCUAAUUGCCCACGCCCAGGGUACGGGCCAUAUGCACCUCACCGUUGCAACACGCCUCCUGACCUCCUAUGUGGCUCUCUUCAACGCAGGCCUUCUACUCUGGGAGUACGGUCGUCCCCAAUCGGAGAUUAUCAAGCAACUCCGCGUGGGUGGAGUCAUGAUGCAGGGAAUUUGGUUUUGGCAGAGCGGCAUUGUUCUGGACUCAGCCUUGGCAAGCAAGUGGGUCGAGACAGACCAUGCCAACCUCAUGUUCAUCACCAUCGCCUUCGCUUGGGAUAUGUGCUGUGUGGUCAUUCUGCUGUUACUCCUCACGCUCAUUACGGGCUGCAUAUUUCGAGAUCGUCAGGUUCUGGGCAUUCGACGAAACCUGAAUGUGAACCUUCCUGGUGCACCAGAUGGACCACCAGAGGGCUACAAACCCCUCGAGAAGGAGGUCAACGAAACGGAGGCGGUGAUAAGCAAUGGUCAGCUGUAG
Spirometra erinaceieuropaei is the source of this 966-nucleotide messenger RNA. The record is from the annotation of a GenBank genome assembly. NCBI's taxonomy places the organism in Eukaryota, Metazoa, Platyhelminthes, Cestoda, Diphyllobothriidea, Diphyllobothriidae.